UAGUUUCCACAGACUGACGCGCGGAGAGAGCCUGGGCGCCGCGCGCUCUGUCCAUAUAUGGUCAUCUACGUCACGCAAAUGUUCCAUCCCCCUAUUUAACGCAGGCACACUGGAGUCCCCUAUCCAGCUCCAAUAGAACAAGCAGAGCUGCUCUUGUGCAACCACCACCACCUACUCCAUUGAUUCACAGACUUCAAAUUCCCCCACUAGCAGAUCUGUCAGCUUCCACAGUGGCCACAGUAACAACAGAAGAACCGGAGAGGAGAUACCCGCGCGGGAUACUUGGAUAGCAGCAACAACCCCGGAUCCAUCCCUGCUCCUCUCUCCUCUUUUUCUCUCUUUCCUUUCCCUCCACACCUGUGUUUUCCACUUUGAGAACACACGCUGGUUUUUUUGGUUGUUGUGGUGUGUGUUGAGUCUAACUGCUUGGAUACCUGCGCGCGGUCCGUGUCUAAAUGUCGGACUGACUCGAACUGCUAUGACAGGGAAACUAGCGGAGAAGCUCCCUCUUACGAUGAGCAGUUUAAUAAACACGAUCCCUGACAGUCUGUACCCAGAAGAGGACAUCCCGACGUCCAUGAACAUUUUCACCAGUACGGAAUCUAUUAACCACUAUUCACAAAUGAACACAGAUAAUAUCAUGGAUCUGGGCAUGGGGAGUGAGAAAGCAGCCGCAGAUAUUCAGUAUGGAUCCAGUUUCCAGUCCAACCGCAGCGGGCAGACUGUCACAUAUCUGGGGAAGUUUGCCUUUGACACUCCUCCGUCAGGCGGCAUCGGCGGCUCCGGCUGGUGCUCUGAUAACAACAUCAUCAGUCUGGUGAGCGCCGGGAUACUGGGCGUUUCUCCAUCGCCUGGCACCAUGACGACGCAGACAUCUUCCGCAGCCAGCAUGGGCGGGCAGACGUCAGACAUGGAGCAGGUUUACGGUCCGCCGCUGCCUGCCUACUCCACCUGCAGUGACCUGUACCAGGACCAAGUCUCCUUUCACCACAGCCCGGCCACCAGCACGGCUCUCUCCUACCCCAGCAACGACUAUCACUCCACCUCCAAAGCCUCCAUGGACGGCAGUCUUUUCUCCAUGAUCCCUGACUACAACCUGUUCCACCAUCAGGGGGAGGUCGGUGUGAUGGAGCACAAGCCCUUUCAGUCCAUGGACCCUAUCCGAGUCAACCCUCCGCCCAUCACGCCCCUGGAGACCAUCCGGGCGUUCAAAGACAAGCAGCAGAUUCACCCGGGUUUCAUCGGCGGGCAGCAGCACCCACCCCAGCACCACCAGCCGCCACAGACUCUCACCCUCAAACCCAUCCGGCCGCGGAAGUACCCGAACCGUCCCAGCAAGACCCCCGUCCACGAACGUCCGCACGCCUGUCCGGCGGAGAACUGCGACCGGCGCUUCUCGCGCUCGGACGAGCUCACGCGUCACCUCCGCAUCCACACGGGUCACAAGCCCUUCCAGUGCCGAAUAUGCAUGCGCUCCUUCAGCCGGAGCGACCACCUGACCACGCACAUCCGCACGCACACGGGGGAGAAGCCCUUCUCCUGCGAGUUCUGUGGACGCAAGUUUGCCCGAAGUGACGAGCGAAAGAGACACGCAAAGGUUCACCUGAAACAGAAGGACAAGAAGCCGGCUGACAAGAGCAGCGGGGCGGCUGGGAGCCACAGCUCCCCGCCCAGCUCCUGUGGGGGGCCCACAGUGGGAACGUCAUGACCGUCACUACGUGCACUUGGACAGGACCCUCUCCACGCUCCAUAAAGAGACUUAUAGGGAGAAGGAAUCACGUCCACUUUGAGAUAAAUAAGUGACUCUUUUCCUCUCUUUUUCAUCCCCGGCUCUUUUCCAUUCCUUCUGUUUUGAGAUGGAUGCCUUUAGUUUGAAUAAGAGGAGAAAGGCCGCUACGCCUUUCUUUGUGCAGCAUCUCAGAGCCUCACCUACUGUAACUCAGUGCCAACACACAGAAGGCCAGCAUGGCACAUUCCGUCCACAAGACCACUGUGUAUCUGUAGGUUUUGGUGUGGAUAAAGUUUUUUUAUUUUGUAAAUUUGACUGAGAAUUUCUAAAUUGGAAGGAAGCCAGAGUCCAUCACAACGGGGUCACAAACAUUUACAAUGGAGAUUAGUUAAAGAUGUCUGGGAUGUAUGCAUUAAUUUUAUUAGGCUGUUUAAAAGUGCAAUUGGUUAUAUUUGUGUACCGUCAUGGAUACCUUAUAUUAGUGGCUGUCUUUUUUUUGUUGUUUCUGUUGAGGUGUUGUGUUUUUUGUUGUUGUUUUUUUAUUUGAAUGUUGAUUUCUCAAAAAGAAUGUGCCAAAUGUA
Molecule: messenger RNA, 2310 nt
Organism: Etheostoma spectabile (orangethroat darter)
Lineage: Eukaryota; Metazoa; Chordata; Actinopteri; Perciformes; Percidae
Gene: egr3
Product: early growth response 3
Exons: 2
Coding region: 479-1708 (409 amino acids)
Biological process (GO): regulation of transcription by RNA polymerase II
Molecular function (GO): RNA polymerase II cis-regulatory region sequence-specific DNA binding; DNA-binding transcription factor activity, RNA polymerase II-specific
Source: RefSeq, a predicted model, not a curated record